This is a messenger RNA of Botrytis deweyae, 813 nucleotides long. RefSeq lists its product as uncharacterized. The transcript is spliced from 3 exons. The coding region runs from base 1 to 813 and encodes 270 amino acids. Lineage: Eukaryota; Fungi; Ascomycota; Leotiomycetes; Helotiales; Sclerotiniaceae. The record is from RefSeq and is a predicted model, not a curated record.
AUGAAUGCCAAGGAAAGCGCGGCUGACCAGGUCAUUCAAAUCCCUCUUGAACGUAAUGCGCAUCAUAAUGUACAAAAAGCUGACAGAAAUUGUAGGGAUACCAAAGUCGAUAUGAGCAAUGAAAAUACACCUGCAAUCAAAUCCGCUCCGGAAACGUUUCAACUCUUUCGAGAUCUGCCACCAGAGUUAAGGUUGAGGAUAUGGAAGUUUGCAGGUUUGCAGCCACGUAUCAUUCAUGUUUCCAACUACAACAAUACGUGGCCAGAAAACGUUUAUCUUUGUCCAAGUAUGCCGCAGCAGUGUCCUUUGACAAUGACGUGUAUAGAGUCGCGUGAUGCGGUGCUGAAAUUUAGUAAGCCCCUGCAACGUCUCGUUUUAAGAUCGAAGACUUACAUGGAGGAUGCUGAGCGACGAGGUCCCCACACCCCUGGUACGGAAUUAGACAGUCAAAUUUUUGGCCAAGUCGAAGCCAAAAUGCGGAUCAUAGUACCAAAGAAUGAACACAACUACCCUGCGAAAGUUCUAGGUGUAAUGCCUCGCCUAGUUGACAAUCGGUCUCUCGGUGUCUAUCAAUGGGCUAAAUCUCUAGAUGCCCAAGAGCCUUUUUUUCUCCAGGAGGACGACGAAGAUUUCAGUAUCAUCGAAGAAAGCACUCAGGUAUCACAUCUAUGUGAAGGAUUUGUGUCAGAAGCAUCUCUUAACCAACUCGUAUGGGGAGGGGAUGAGGUGCCAGGAUCAUUAGAGGACAUUAAUGAGGCUCACAAAAAAAGCUUCAACGAAUCCCGCAAUUUUACGAUAAAAUGUUUCCAAUAG